GCAAUAAAUUCUUGACAAACGCGCGCGGACUAGUCUUCCAACGUUCGACAAUAACCCCACAAUGAAUCAGUCAUAGUAAAACUCCGCCCUUUGGGCGCUACAGCAAAAUCUGCACGUUCCACAUUGCUUGCAGGUGUGUUUAUCUGGUAGUGGCCAUGCGGUAUUGCUGUCAGGAAGGGGGCGAAGCAACUGUACUUAAUAUCAGAUAUAAUCUAUUAUCAAGUUAAGUUAUUUCGCCUCUCGCCGUGGUCUUACCUCUCAUUCUACCAUUUGAAUAGUAUAUGACCGACACACUGUGUAUGACAGUUGUUUUUCUCUUCUGUAAUUCAGUGGAUUCACUAAGCUUGGGACGAAAUGCCUUUUCAUCAGCAUUUAAUCGACCUAAAGUUGGAACAGCUUGCGCUGGAUCAAGUCGUUCCUUCUCUGUUAGAUAAAGGCUUUUUUUACGUGGAUAAUUUCCUUGGUGAACUUGUUGGACAGUUAGUUUUGGACCAAGUGAAAGAUAUGCAUCAUUCUGGUCUCUUAAACGACGGGCAACUUGCUGGUCGGCUUUCAGGGGUAUCCAAAAGACAUAUAAGGGGUGACAAGAUAACCUGGGUCUGUGGUACGGAGAGGGGCACAGAGGCUGUCAACUUCCUUUUGACAUUGGUUGACAAAUUGAUUUCAUUAUGUAUCGGGCGACUCGGCAAAAGUGUCAUCCGAGAGCGGUCAAAGGCGAUGGUGGCUUGUUACCCUGGAAACGGAGCCGGGUAUGUGAAGCAUGUGGAUAAUCCUAACGGAGACGGCCGCUGUGUCACGUGUAUCUAUUACCUGAACAAGAACUGGAAUGCCAAGGAGCAUGGUGGAAUUCUACGGAUAUUUCCGGAAGGCAAGUCAUACGUCGCUGACAUUGAGCCCCUCUUUGACCGCCUGCUCCUGUUCUGGUCAGACCGCAGGAACCCUCAUGAAGUACAGCCGUCAUAUGCUACAAGGUAUGCAAUCACUGUGUGGUAUUUCGACUCCGAGGAGAGGGCAGAAGCAAAAAGGCGAUUUAGAGACUUAACAGCUUCCACACAGGCGGACACGUCGUCAUAACAUCUGAGACUUCACUGGGUGACUCUUUAGUUUUGUUUUUGUUUUGUUGUUUUUGUUUUUGCUCGGACUUUUUGUUGCUUUUGACUUCUUUAUACCAGAGCACUCAUUGUAUGGUACCUCUCCUUUUUUCCCCCCCUGUUAUAGUAGCUUAGGAAUCAUUUUUGGUGCAUUCACCAUUUGAGGUUGUCUUGUCAGUGUAUAACAACUGAAGCAACCUUAAAAAAAAAAAAAGAAAAAGAAAUGAAAAACAACAAAAAAAGUACUGUAACAGAGAAAAACAGAGUUAAAAACAAAAAACGAAAACAAGAUAUAUGCAGAAAAAGCAGUAUGACAUAUGUUUCUUAUAUUGGUUGUGCUUUUUCUGCGAGAGUUGGAUUUGGGGAUUUUACUUUCCUUCUUUUUUUGGUUUGCAAAGGUCUGAAACCGAAAAUGGUCAGACAUUAAACCUGUCACAAUACCAUUUCUCUCCAUACUGUCUCAGUUUAAAGGCUAAUUUACAGCUUUCUUAAAGCAUUUUGAAAAAAAAAGUCUUUACAGGCUGAUGAUAGUCUAAUGUGUGUUCAUCAAGUAUAGUUUCAUUGUUUAUGCACUAUGUAUGUGGUUUAUUGCUGCUGGACACUUUGGAGGAAAAUUGUGAUGUGAUUCCAUUUAUUAUAUCAUUAUGAAUGAUAUUUCUGAAAGGCGCUUAACUAAAAAAACAAGAAAAAAACAAAAAAACCUUCAUAUGGUCACAGUUACACUGUGUGUGGGGUUUUUUUGAAGUAAUGAAAACAAGAUGAAAAAGUUGAGUAAAUGUCAUAAAAAUGAUUUAUGAUGAUAUUUCUCCUUUUUGAUAUAUCUUUUUUACAUCUGGCCUAUAACGAUUUUGUUUUUUUUUUGUUUUGUUUUGUAAUACAUAUUUUGUCUUAUGUGGUCCUUGGCACAUGCUGUAUUUUUUUUUAAGCAUGUCGUUAAAAUCCCUCCAGAGGGACAUUCAUUACACUACAUAUUGUCACAGUUUCCCUUUUUUUUAAAUACUUGAAUACGGCCAUCAGAUUUUAUUGAAUCAAUACAAUUUGUUGAACUGUGAAUUGCACUAGUAAUAGUUAUUUUUUUAAUCCAAGUGUAUGAAGUAUUGGGGUGAAUUGGAUCUCAGACUUAUCUUACAGUGCCACUGAGGGAAAAACAAACAAACAAACAUAGUAAUCAUUUAUCCCUCUGAAAAGGUGUCAUUAUCAGUGUUUUUGCACUUAAGCUUGUGAUAUAAAAAGCUGAAAAAUGAACAUAUUGAUCAAUGAAUUAAACGAAUAUUGACACUAUACUGUUCCCUCUGCCCUUCAAGGCCUUCAAAAUCAGUAACACUUGUUAAAGACAGUGGUUAUAAAACAGUUCUUAAGACUGUACACGUGUUAGCCAUCCAAAAUGUCUCAGUCAGUCAGUCAAAUGAGAAUGAGUCCAUUUUAAGUCUUGCUUUUCACGACUGUGUAUUUGUCUGGUCUGUAUGUCUUUCUUUUUUUCGUGCUUGUUUGUUUGUGUGUGUACCGAGGGGUUAUAACAUAGCGUUUUGUCGCACUUGUAAUUAGCUUGUAGAUUUAACGCAGGUGUGUCAAAUUAAAAUGACACCGUAAGACUAGAAAGCAAAUGAUUGACACCUGUCAGUUUAAAGAGCUGAUGUGACGUCUGUUCUGCUUAUACAGUAGGCGUGAAGCUAGAUACCAACUGCUGUCUCUGUUAAAAGACAAGAUGUCUUCUUUAGCAAUCAAUAUAUUAUCACUGUAUCAUUUUAAUUAGUGUGGCAGAUGCUGAAUGUUUUGAUAUAUGGAAAAAGAAUGCUAUAUAUUUUCUUCAGUUACAAACCUGUUGAUAUAUA
Chanos chanos (milkfish) is the source of this 2923-nucleotide messenger RNA. RefSeq names its product egl-9 family hypoxia-inducible factor 3 (gene egln3). Gene Ontology annotation, cellular component: nucleus; cytoplasm. The record is from RefSeq and is a predicted model, not a curated record. The transcript has 5 exons. Gene Ontology annotation, molecular function: L-ascorbic acid binding; peptidyl-proline 4-dioxygenase activity; ferrous iron binding. NCBI's taxonomy places the organism in Eukaryota, Metazoa, Chordata, Actinopteri, Gonorynchiformes, Chanidae. The coding region runs from base 355 to 1074 and encodes 239 amino acids. Gene Ontology annotation, biological process: cellular response to hypoxia; peptidyl-proline hydroxylation to 4-hydroxy-L-proline.